This is a messenger RNA of Taeniopygia guttata (zebra finch), 5419 nucleotides long. It is a transcript of the gene GAS2L2, whose product is annotated as growth arrest specific 2 like 2. Gene Ontology annotation, cellular component: actin filament; cytoplasm; stress fiber. Lineage: Eukaryota; Metazoa; Chordata; Aves; Passeriformes; Estrildidae. Gene Ontology annotation, molecular function: cytoskeletal adaptor activity; actin filament binding; microtubule binding. The record is from RefSeq and is a predicted model, not a curated record. Gene Ontology annotation, biological process: microtubule bundle formation; protein localization to microtubule plus-end; actin crosslink formation.
CUGAAUUUGGCCUCAGCUUUUAUGUUGGCAGGAUCAAAAAGGGGAGAUGGAUCCCACUGAAAACUCACUGAUGGCAAUGAAACAUGGAAAUUCUCUUUCUUACUUCGUCCCCAAAUUACUGAGGAUUUUUCCAUGCUUUGGGAUAUAUUAAUGGGUUUUUUCCCCAGGCUGAAUUAAUUCAUUAUCCCUUUUCCUGUCCCUUUAGGAGAAAGCCAGGCAUCCCAUCUGCUGUGUGACUGGAGGCUGAGGAUGGGACUACCUCAAAUCCUCUCUCCUUUUUGGGUUUCCCAUCUCUUCCCUGGCUUGUUGCCAUGUGUUUCCUGGGGCUGUGUCCUGUGGGAUGUUUUGGGGCCCUGAGAUGCUGUCAGGGCUGGGCUGAGCUCAGCAUUGCUGGCAGAGGCAGCAGGGGUCACUCCACUGUGUCUCCUGUACCCCAUCAGUCUGGGGGGUCUGGGGGAGGUGAACUCCCACCCUGAGCCUUUCAAUCCACCCCUCCCUGGGUGCCCUGGAUGGAAAUCCAGCUUCUCAAGGGUUCUUUUCUCCUGCUGGGCUCCCUGGCUGGGCACAUCAGGCGCAGACUCCUCCGGCCUGGCCUGCCACACAUUCCCCAAACAGAAUAGCUGGGAUUCCUGCAUUCCCUCCCCCAAAAUGACCAGUGACAUCAGCAGCUGGCUCCAGGACAGGAUGGGACCCCACUGCAGCAAGGAGCCCCACAAAGCCCAGGAGAGGCUCUGUUUUGGUCCUGAGGCAUCAACACUUCCCUGGUAGAUUUGUUUUUGCAGAAUUACCUGGGUGCUGUGGAAGCUCUGCAAGGCCUGGGUUAGGGAGGGAGUGUCCCACAUUCCCAGAGGUGCCCACUCAUGGGCAGUUAUUUCCUUAAAGCCCCAACCCCUGGAGUCACUCCAGCCCUGCAGGAGCUUGGCUUUUCCCAAAGACCUCGCUGUUGUGGGAAAUGAGGGAAGGAGUUUACAGAGGAGCACAGAGAAGAGAAAGCCCAAAAGUGGGUGUGAAAAUAAACCCUUCUCACCUUGGAGUUGCCCUGAACAUGCACUUUGUGACCCUCAGGUCACCUCAUCUGUGCUGGAGAUUGGCCUAGGGGUUUUGGGAAGGGGGAAAAUCCCCCUUGUGUGGUUGGGAACAGCUUGGGUACUGAUGAGCUGCUCUCUAACUCCUUCCUGCCCCAGAGCCAGGGCCCUUGGGGGGGAAAAUCCACCCCUGGCAUGGCUGGGGAGCAGCAGGGCUGUGAGAGAGGAGCAGGUGCUGAAGGGUUAACGGGGAGUGUUUGCAGCCAGUCCCUUGUCACCAAGGAGAAGCGAUCAGCACUUGGGAAGGAAACAAAACACCCACUGCCCAGGAGGGUGAUUUCCUCUCCCCAGCAGCAUUACAGCCCUGGGACCCCAGAAGGGCUCUGGACACCACCAGGACACUGUCACCUCACCGAGCAGGUGGCACCAGUCUUAUGGCAGGAUGUGGGGGACACCGGGCACGGGGGCACGGAGCAUCCGUCCCUACCGCUCCAGCGGGCAGUACCUGUACGCCAUGAAGGAGGACCUGGCGGAGUGGCUGAAGGAGCUCUACGGCCUUGACAUCGAGGUGGGCACCUUCUUGGAGGUGCUGGAGACGGGGGCUGUGCUGUGCUCCCACGCCAACCACGUCACCCAGGUGGCCGGGGAGUUCGCCCGUGCCUGCCCCGACCUGGCCCGGCACCUCCAUCUGCCCACCGCUGGUGUCACCUGCAACCUCACAGCACAGCCAGGCACCUUCCAGGCCAGGGACAACGUCUCCAACUUCAUCCAGUGGUGCAGGAAGGAAAUGGAUAUCAAAGACGUCCUGAUGUUCGAGACAGAGGACCUGGUGCUGAGGAAGAACGAGAAGAACUUCGUGCUGUGCCUGCUGGAGCUGGCACGCCACGCUUCCCGCUUCGGAAUGCGCGCCCCGACCCUGGUGCAGAUGGAGGAGGAGAUCGAGGAGGAGCUUCGGCAGGAGCUGGACCUGCCUGCCACGGAGCCCGCCCUGCCCCGGCCCCCCAGGAGAACACGGGACCUCAACAACCUCGACCAGAUGGUCCAGCACCUGGUGAGCCGCUGUACCUGCCCUGUCCAGUUCCCCAUGAUCAAGAUCUCCGAAGGGAAAUACCGGGUGGGGGACUCUGACACCCUCAUCUUUGUCCGGAUCCUGCGGGAGCACGUCAUGGUGCGGGUCGGGGGCGGCUGGGACACGCUGGAGCACUACCUGGACAAGCACGACCCGUGUCGCUGCACCUCGCUCUCUCACAAACAAGGCUGGAAAGCGCGGAGCCCGCAGCAGCCGGUGCAGCACGAGGUGCGGCUGUGCCCGGCCCCGAGAACCGCCCGCAGCCCCCAGCCCGCGCUGCUGGUCAGCCGCUCCCAGAGCCCCCUGCCCCCCGUCACCUGGGGGGCCCGUGUCACCCCUGGGUGCCCCCGGUGUCCUGCCACCCCCUCACCAGAGGGCUCGGGUCGCCAGCCGGGUGCCAGCCCUCACCCGGAGCCGCCGCAGCCCCGGAGGGUCCCUUCGGGCAGGAUGCGGGAGCCACCCGCUGUCCCUUUGCGGAGGCAGCCGCCACCAUCCCGGUCACCUGCUGGAUCCAGCUCCCCUGGGCACGGGGCUCGGGGCCGGGCACCCGUCCCUUCCCGGCUGGGCCCGGGGAAAUGCAUCCCCGCGGUACCGGCACGGGGCAGGCCCGCAGCACCGGGCCCGCGGACGGUACCGGCACCUCCGAGCAGCGCCCAGCAAGGAGGAAAAUCAUCUGUGCUGGCUGCCAGGGCACAGGAAACGGGGACACCCACCACAGCGACACCCCGAGACCCCAGUCCCUUCAAGGGCCGUGCCCCCAGUCCCCUAAAGGUCUGCGCCCCCUCCUCGCACCGGGAUGCUCCGGGAGACUCCCAGGGCCUGAAGAGCCCACGGGAAGGGAAGCAGGGAGCCCUUGGCCGGGGCCGACAGCCUUCACCCCGAAAUUCUUCCAGCCACCCCCCGAAACUGGACAGCGGCGUUAAACCCCCCAGCAAAGGCAGCCCGGCCGCCUCCCGGCCCCCCACCCCUCUGGGCCGUUCCGCAGGGGGGUGCAGGGUCUGUGCUGCUGGGGACUGUCCCCAGGGGACACGGCAGUGCCACCCAGCCCCGGACCCCGGGGCUGCUGAGGUACCUCGGGUGCCAGAGGACGAAGCCAGGGGAGCCUGUGGCGCUGGCGAUGGGGCGGGGGGGCUCCGGGGGUGCUGUAGGAACACGCAGCCCCCCGGCUAUGACAGGGUGCUGGAGGAGCUGUCCCACGGGCGGCAGCCCCUGCGCCCCGUGGGGAGCCCGGUCCCCAAAAGCCCCGCAGGAGCUGCCCCGGGGGAGGCAGAGCGGCCGGGGGUGGGGGGCCAGACCCCUCGGGCACCCCGGGCCAGCAGCGUGGCCAAGCCCCGGCGGUGCCUGAAGAAGCCCGAGCGUGUGCCCUCCAUCUACAAGCUGAAGCUGCGGCCCAAGGUGCGCCCCCGGCGGGACCACAGGCCGGGCAAGCGCCCCUCGCGCAUCCCCACCCCGCUGGGACAUCGCCCCGCUGCCCCCCGGCGCCAGCAGCGACCCCCGGGGACCCCCCGAGCCCCCCAGACCGGCAGCACACGCCCCACGGCCAAGCCGUCCCUGGGUGACAGCGGCACCUGGCUGAGCGAGGAGGAUGAGGAGUCGUGGGUCUGAGCCCGCCCCGAGAGCCGGUGGGGACGGACCGAUGGACGGACGGACGGACGGAGCCCUCCCUCCGAAGGUGGCGAUGCUGCAGCUGCAGCUGCCCGAGGUUUCCCAGGGCAGCACGAAGGAGUCGCUCCCACACAACCCAGGGUGCCCCACCUCCCUUUUCAAAGCUGCACCCCCUCCUUCCCAGUGGAUUUUGUCUGUACUGGUAAUCCUGCUAAGCAGGCACUUUCGUACUGGUUUGGGUGGAAAAACCCAGCCCCAAAUGGAGAGAAUGGGAUAUUUUCUGCAGGGGGAAAGGUUUAGGCCCCCUGAAGUGGGGACAACCCGUCCUUGACAUCCAUAAAAACCAUCUCAUACCUCAGUGCUCCCCAUCUGCACCGCGGGAUGGUGUCAGACAGCUCCAAGAGCAUCAUCAGUCACUCAGGUUGGGGGGCACAGGAGGGGACCCUUCCUGACCCCCGUGCUGUGUGGGGGGUGAUGGAUGUCACUGAGGGUCACAGCAGGCACUGCUGCACCCCCAGCACAGACCCAGCAAUGCUGUUUGUGCAAUAGAGAUGUGCCAAAACUCUUCCAUUUCCACAUCUUUUCUGUGUGGGUGGGGAGGGAGAGAGGAUAAUCCUCAUGUGGGCACAGCAAACGUCCCCCUGAGAACCCCACAAUGCCCAAGAGAGUCUCAUUUUCCACGAGAGGAUGAAGUCAGCCCCACUUCCCUGCAGAGGAGCAGCAAAUGUGAGCGCUGGGAGUGCGGGAAUGCAAAAACACUCCUGAGGCUGGUACAGAACAAGGGGGACAGACCUGAUUUUUAAUUCCAUUUCAAAGAAGGAGGUGCAGGGCGUCACAGGUGGUGCAGACACCUCGGGAAUCUCUGACAAGGAGUCCAGGGGGGAGAGGAAAGCCAAGUCCAGGCAACUGGGAUACUCACUGGGGCAGGAGGAGGAGAGGGACAGGGAAGCAUCCUUGGUGGGGUCGAACCAAACCCAGGCAUCGCCUCCACGAGCACGGGGGCAGAAACCUGGCACUGCCCUGGGCACAGCAGUGGGGACAUCCCAGCCCAUGCCAGGCCCAGGCUGCUGUCAGCAGGACCAGGGUGGCGUUGGGUAAAUCUGUAGUAAGGUGUGAGUAGGGUGCUCCUGUGUGCUCCAAUCCCUGGGCGUGGACACCCCGGAUCUGCCUGCCUGGGGUUCCCUGCCUGCACCCAGGGUGCCACCACCACCACCUGCCCCUUCCUGGGCUCUUGGGGAAGUAACUCUUUGUAGCCCUCGUUUUCCCGGGAGCUGGGAAAUGCUGUCGAAGCAGUGAGAGUUGUUAUUAUUACUAAUAUAACUUCCUCUGUCUAUAAAGUACAAUAGAAUAUAACAAUUAUAUUUAUAACCUUUUUUUUUUUCUUCAAAAUACUAAAUAGAUGCUAUAAAAACCUGUAACUAAUUGUGCUAUAAACUGCAGGCUACAGGGUUAUAACAAACAAUGUAUUGGCUUAGUCGUUGAUAUGUGUACGUCAGAGCACUUUAUAAAUGCUUUAUUAUUAGCAUUUACCAAGGAAUUUCCUUCUCAGACAAUUUGGAGGGAUAAAGCUCUAGCCAGGGAUCGAUAAGUGGACUUACAUGUGUUAAUAAAUCCUGACAGGAUGAGCUCAGACAGGGCAGCCGGGUUUGCCAUGAGGGUGAGAGAUGGUGACAAUGGUGACAAUGCCACUGCCCUUCCUGGCUGAGAUGGACCCGUGCCC